This is a messenger RNA of Gongylonema pulchrum, 459 nucleotides long. NCBI's taxonomy places the organism in Eukaryota, Metazoa, Nematoda, Chromadorea, Rhabditida, Gongylonematidae. The record is from the annotation of a GenBank genome assembly.
AUGGAAAAUGAGGAUCAAACAAUGCAUUCAUCAGAAGAGCUAUUUCGCUCUGAGGAGGAAUUCGUGCACCCAUCAGAUCCAGAACCAUCAACUUCAACCUUGAAUUCGCUGGGUUCGCUUCCAGCUCAGGGCAACUCACUGGUGCAAAACGAUGCUGGUGCACAGUUUCUGGAUUCAUCGGUGGUUGAGGCAGCGCUUCAGCAACUUUUCGCGCCAUCAAUGCAUCUGGCCACAUUACAUGCUCAAUCGCCGUCACCAUUAGCAAAUUAUAAUCCAUCAUCAGAUUCACUGGAAGGACCGCAUAUGCCGCUAGAUUUGCUAAAUUCGAUGGCUUGGGACCAGUGGCUAUGUUGUCUGGCCAAUUCGCUGACACCAGCACAGUGGCAGUCUUGCUGGAUCCACUAUCUUACACUUUAUGGUACCACAGGUGUAUUAAUUCAUGGCAACAGUAUGAAUUAA